Molecule: messenger RNA, 1256 nt
Organism: Chionomys nivalis (European snow vole)
Lineage: Eukaryota; Metazoa; Chordata; Mammalia; Rodentia; Cricetidae
Gene: Lrrc25
Product: leucine rich repeat containing 25
Exons: 3
Coding region: 158-1081 (307 amino acids)
Molecular function (GO): protein binding
Source: RefSeq, a predicted model, not a curated record
CUCCGACACAUUCGUUCCUGUCUUCCAGAUGCUGGGCGCAGAGGUGGAGAAUGCCAGGUUGGUGGCUGGGCUGCGGUGAACCCCAAACCAGACCCUAGGCACCCCGAAGCUUGCGACACCACAAGGGCCGGAAGGUUAACAGCAGGAGGUUGCUAGAAUGGGGGCCACUGGGGCCAGGUUGCUGAGGUCCUAUGUCCUGCUGCUGCUGACCAUGCUGCUCCAGUCGGGAAGUCAAGAUCUCACCUGCAUGGUGUCCUCGAGCAAUGUGGACUGGACCCAGACAUUCAACGACACCUGCCUCAAUUUCAGUGGCCUUGGCCUCUCCCUGCCGAGGACCCAGCCCCUGCAGGCCAGUCACUUGCAGGUUCUGGACCUCUCUAGGAAUGGGCUGCGGGCUCUCCCCACAGUCUUCUUUGCCAAACUGGAGAAGCUGCAAACCUUGAUUGUCACCCACAACCGGCUGGUCAGUGUGGAGCCGUCGCUGGCCCUGCGCUGUGAGCUGGAGCUCAGGGUGGACUGUAGCUGUGGACUGGUCUCCUGGCAUGGCAUUCGCCAGAGCAACUGCUCGGAAGAGCUGCUGUGUCUACACCCGGACACGGGAGCACCAGGGAACCUCUCCACCUUCCUCCAGGUCAGCUGUCCCCCCAGCUUGGCCCCGGAGACCAUGGGUGCCCUUGUGGCAGGGACUAUCUUCCUGGCUCUGGCUGUCAGUGGAUCUGUGUUGGCCUGGAGACUUCGACAACACCGAGGAGCCAGUGGCCAGGGUCUCAGCAAAGCCCAGAGUUCACACGAUACCCCUAGACCUGUGACAGGCUUCCUACCAAGGUACAGUAGCCAGGGACCGGGCCCCAAGACCCCGGACACGCCACCAGGUGGGUCCUCACUGGACUAUGAGAAUGUCUUCAUAGGCGAACUGGCUGAGGACAGCUCGGGGUCCGCACCCAGGAGCCCUUCCGAGGACACCGACUUCUACAUGAAUUACAAGGGUGCUGACCUGGACCCUCAGCCGGUGUACUGCAACCUGGAGUCCCUGGGAAGGGUCCCAGCACACAACCAGGAGUCCAUGGCCCCGGGGCGCUGAGUCGUCGCCUCCCCCACCCCACCACCCCCCCUCCCCUUGUGAGGACAAAACAUGAGCCUGGAGACUCUGCCCCUGCAGCCCCCACGCUCCCCAGAACUCUCAAAGUCAGAGGUGGCGCGAGGACCCCCAAAGCAGGAGGGUCACGGACACGGACUGAACCCUCGGUAAAUGCUGG